UUCACAAGGCAGCCAGACUCGGGGCCGCCGCGGCGCAAACUACAUCUGCUGUUGAGAGAGAUGAUCGUGCGGUUGGCGCUUGUGUUGUGGGCGCUGGCCGCGCUCAGCACGUGCCAGCAGAGCAGCAGCACCGGCCCAGUGGAGGCCAAGGCCGCCAGCACGCAGGCGGCCAUCACCUCCGAGGCGACUACAACUCAUCCCGGCAGCUCGGUAAGGGCAGAGGUCGCGAGGGAGGUCACAACCGAGGCGGCCAGCUCGACGCUCUCGACAACGACAACCCCGCCUUCGCCGCCGGCCACCGCGAAAAAACAGCAUCCCACGCCAACGGAACAUGUUGAAAAAAGUCCUGCUGUGGCCACGACCACCACCGAAGCACCGACCACCACCGAACCGGUCAAGGACGAACUCGAAUCGCUGCCGCCUAUGCUGCCAGAGCAUUACAAGCUGACCGUUGAAAUAUGGGAUGGCAACCGCAAGUUCACAGUCUUCGAGCACAAAGAAGAAACACGGCUGGCGCUGACCCUGGUGCCAAGAGCGGCGCCAAACAAGAAACAAGGCCCGUCGCAGUCGUGUUUAGUCAACUUGACGUCCGGCUCUGGACACGUCAUUCGAGGGGUGAGGUGCCAUGUGUCCACCUCACUGCCGCACGCCUGCUUUUGCAGUGAGAGCCAGUGCGCCUCCUAUGUGCGGCUGGAAUCGAUAAUUUCCUUCAUAUCGUCCGGAGCGCCUGGCCAGGAUACAAACAGGUCCACGGUACAAGGAGCCGGAGUCGGCACAGUUGAAAUGCUCAGCUGGAGGCGGCGUGAUGCCGACAUGAGCGUGGAAUUGACGUAUGUUCGAUCUGAGGGACACGAUCUUUUGCCUGUCGCUGCACGGCUAGAAGGCAGUGGGCGUGUUUUUGGAUUGCCAGGAGGCUACAUUCAGCUGACUUACGCUUUUCUGAACUUCAAGACCGAAGUUGGCGGAGAAUGGAAUAGGGUGGACUCGCCCUUCCUGCCACCCCCUGGCGUCUUUUGUCAGCCCUUGGCACAGACAAAUAGGGCGCCUCGACUUCCUCCCUUGGCGGAACAGUUCUCUGUUUCUAUGGAGACAAUUGUGCACAGCUCGAGGCUUAUUUCGUACGAGCAGCAGCAUUACGACUUGGUGGAAAAGUUGGUCGCUUACACUUGGAGGCCGCAUUUGCACACUCCGUUGCCACCUGUCAACUUUGGUAACUUCCCUCCCGCUCAGUCCAGACUACCGUCGCAGAGUUACAGAUUAGUGCACGACUUCAAAAGUGGAGUGCAAUACCGAAUUAGUGAAGAUACUGGAAAUUGCACCUUGGAAGGAAUUCCCCUGGACGCGCCUGAUGCAGCCCUCACAGCAGCCACCAAGCACGUCCGUCUCAGACAUGCCCAAGAGCUUCUUCACGCGGACAGAGACAGUUUCGCCUACUGGGGACUGCGCGAGGUGCGCGGGAUUUUGUGCGACGUGUGGGUUGCAUCGAGGGGCACCCAAAGAGGAUUUUACUCGACAGUGGAAGUGUUUCUCUCGCACAAAAACUGGAGCGUCGAAAUGGAAGUUCUGAACCACGUACAGCGCGUGCCUGUUGGAGUUGCCACUUAUUUAACACCAGCGCAAGAGAGCCAGUCCAGCACGGCAUUCCAACAUGUUUCAACUACCCAUUACUACGGCUACAGAACGGGACACCCAGCUUGGUCCAACUUUGAAAUUGCACCUUGCCUGAACAGACUGAACCGCCUCUUCUUAAAAUUGUCUUUACAAAUUUCAUAUCGUGAGCUGUCUCAAUUCAAUCUGGAGGCCGUCCAGGAUUCAUUGCGCCGGGCCAUUGCUGGAAUCGCAGGAGUUUCUCCACUCAGGGUUACCCAAAUUACACUGAGCAGCGAGGGUAUGAACGGCGAAGUGGCCGUCUGGUUCUCUUUACUGGAGGCGCCAGGUCUGGUCGGCCCGGUCGACCAGCCAAGGGCUCAACUUUCGCUGGCAGAUGCCCAUCAACUAUUGAGGGGCAUCGUCCAGAGGCACCCUGUACCAGUGAGGAUCGGUCUUGGAGGAGGCAGACAAAGGGUGGUGCAAAUCAGGGCCGGAUCCUUGGCGGCUGUCCCUGAGGCUGUCCACCCAGGAACAACAGGAGGCAAGCCGAGGCGCUAUUUCCACGCAACAUACACUGCAGGUUCAAUGGCUGGUUUUGGAUUUUCAAUGGUCGUACUUGGACUCUGUGUGGGUUUGUUGUCUGGAUUCCUGUUGUGGAAAAAGCGUCCUGGAGUUCCGUACGAGUUGACAGAGUAAUUUUUUUAAUGAUAGGGAAAUGGAAAUUUACGUGCACAAAAAGUUACUCAGCACUGGCCGCAAAUCAAAUAUGAGGCUCUCACCUGUCACGUCCAUUUUAUUGUGAAGCUAAAAAUGCUCGUUUUCCCAUACAUAACAAUCACAGAUUUUAAUGUUAAGAUAAUUUUGUCUACAUUUCUGUAUUGUAAGGGGCUUUCUUUAUACCGUAAAAUAUGUGAGAGGAAAAAUAACCUUGUUAAUAAGUCAGAAUAAUGUCUUUCAUGCAACUAUAUUCUGCGCUGCACUUUUAGUAUCACAAAUUAAAUCAGAGCUCUCUUGUUGUGUAAACUAUUAAAAUAAAUGGAAAUAAAUAAUCUCAUAAAUAUUACUGAAUUAAAUCACAUUACAGACGUAGAUGCUCACAAAAAAUCUUCACACACUUAAAAAAAAUCCCCGAAAUAAAUUUCGGUCCUGUCAACAAUUUAAGUGGAAUUAAA
Molecule: messenger RNA, 2762 nt
Organism: Neocloeon triangulifer
Lineage: Eukaryota; Metazoa; Arthropoda; Insecta; Ephemeroptera; Baetidae
Exons: 13
Coding region: 61-2286 (741 amino acids)
Source: RefSeq, a predicted model, not a curated record